AGAGAGAAAAAAGUUAUACCCAACUCUCUGCCAAUGGCGACCACUGAGACUCUGCCCUUCUGAGGAGGCCAUGUUUUUGCGUGAUAAAGAAAAAGGGGAAACGGAGAAAAUGGGGUCAACACUCAAGCGAUUCCCUUCACUUUUCUCUCCGUUUUUCUUCUUCAAACCCAUCGGAGUCGCAGGCGGUCCCCAUCAGCACAGGCGGUAGGCAAUCUGGAUCGGAGAAGAAGAUCUGAUGGAGCAAUUCGUCAAUAACAUUAUACGGCCGCCCAGAGCUGAAUAUGAUCCCACAAAUGAUUUACUAGAUGAAAAGUUCAUGCUUAAAGGAAAAUGGUACCAACGCAAGGAUUUGGAGGUCAAAAACACACGCGGUGAUGUUCUUAAAUGUAGCCAUUACAUGCCAAUCAAAUGCCCUGAAGGAAAGCAAUUGCCAUGCGUUGUAUAUUGUCAUGGAAAUAGUGGUUCUAGAGCUGAUGCCAGUGAAGCCGCCAUAAUUUUAUUGCCAUCAAGCAUUACUGUGUUCACUCUAGAUUUUUCUGGAUCUGGAUUGUCUGGGGGAGACCAUGUUACUUUGGGAUGGAAUGAAAAGGAUGAUCUUAAAUCUGUAAUUGAGUACUUAAGGCGUGAUGGAAAUGUAUCCUUAAUUGGUCUGUGGGGUCGAUCAAUGGGUGCUGUUACUUGCCUAAUGUAUGGAGCUCAGGAUCCAUCUAUUGCAGGGAUAGUCUUGGACAGCCCUUUCUCCAACCUGGUUGAUUUAAUGAUGGAAAUUGCAGACGGUAACAGAGUACGGCUUCCCAAGUUUACCCUUAAGUUCGCAAUCAAAUACAUGAGGAGAUCAGUUCUUAAGAAGGCAAAAUUUGACAUAACAGAGUUGGACACACUCAAGGUAGCUCGGUGCUGCUGUGUUCCUAUGUUGCUAGGUCAUGCUGUUGAUGACACUUUUAUACAACCACAUCACUCUGACCGCAUAUUUGAUGCGUAUAUGGGCAAGAAGAAUAUUAUCAAAUUUGAGGGUGACCACAACUCUCCGCGGCCUCUCUCUUACUUCGAUUCUAUAAGAAUCUUCUUCAACAACAUUUUACAACCUCCACAUACCGAUACAUUUUUUGACAUGUCACCUGAUUAUUUUUGCAAGCAAGGUAACAUAGAUGAUCAUGCCCCCUUGCCUUCAAACCUGAUCAGCUUUGAAUUCUCUAAUGGUGAUCCCUAUGGUCCAACUAUGCCUUCUUUAAUAGAUGAUGAUGAGUAUGUGGAAUACCCUCUUGAUAGCUUGACAGAUGUAGCAAAGAGCAUGGAGGAAGAAGAUAAGAUGUUUAAGGAAGCAGUAAAGAGCCCAUUCAACAAUUUGGGAACAAGACAUUCUUGCAUUGAGGAGCUUUCAUCAAACAAGAAACAAUUAGAACCACUCCCGGAGUCUUCUUCUUCUGCUGCUGCAAAUCUCCCCAUGUGCUCAAAUGAUCCUGCAACUCCAAUAGUCACCGGUAACACAAUCCUUCCUAACUCAAUUCUAUCAGCACCAGAACCAGAAACCAGUCGCCUGUUUUCCCCUCAAGCUAACACUUCAGUCGACCAACAGAGUCCGAUUAGUUUUGACUCAACUGACUGCACGAAAGUCACCGUGACAGUCAUAAAGAACCCAACUUCCAAAAUAUUAGAUGGUUUGUUGUGUCGUUGGGAUCUUAACUUUUCCAGAAAUAGAUAAAUGGUCUUGAGAAACAGGCAAUUGUUAAAAGAUAGCAUUGUAUUGCUUACUUUCUAACUGAUAAACCAAAAGAUUAUGCUUGUUUUGGAGCUGACGUCUUUGUUCAUGAUAGAUUUUGGAGAAAGGGAGGUAAUCUACUUGUGAUUGUGUAUUUUGGAUGUGGACUGUAUAAGAUCCUUAUCAGGAGAUUUUUUUUGUUUUGCUGGAGAAUGGUAUGCU
Molecule: messenger RNA, 1921 nt
Organism: Cuscuta campestris
Lineage: Eukaryota; Viridiplantae; Streptophyta; Magnoliopsida; Solanales; Convolvulaceae
Source: the annotation of a GenBank genome assembly